CUGGGACUGGAGCUGGCUGUGGGACAGGGUGAUGGGGGACAUUGCUGUCACUCCACACUCUCCUCAGUUGCUCUGUCCCCUCCCUCCCCAGCCACCUCUUGACCCAGUGGCUUAAAAAUUAAGGGUUUCCAGGCAAUGUCACGAGAGGGACCAAAGCCUCCAAGGACCCCCCAGGAUUCACGCCUGCACCCACUGGCGACCCCUGACUGGGUGACCUGGGAAGGAAGGGCAGGGCGAUGGUGGUGUUGACUGCAGCGGGCAGGCAGCAAGCAGGCAGCUGCCUGCCCCAGAGCUCUGGCCAGAUUGCCAUUGUGUCUCAGCUUGCACUGCCUUGGCUAGUGGGGUCACACGGGAUGGGGACAGGAGCUGGGACGGGGGCAGGAGGAGACAGAGGAUGCAGAGCCCAGCCUCCGGACAUACCAGAAGCAUCCAGCCCACAGCCGUGUUUGCACCUCCCCGGCAUGGUGUGGGGCUUAGGUCCACGCAGGGACUGUCCCCACUGGGUGGGAUUGACACGGCCAGCCUCUUUGGGAGGGAGAGCUCAGCUGUGUGGAUUCAUGCCUGUCAUGCUGGCUGGUCUUGGGGCAGAGAGGAGCCGUGGUGUCUUUUCUGGGUCACUGGCAAGGCACUGCAUUGGACAAGGCUUGUGGUCUGGCCACUAAAGUGCUAAUGAGGUCCCACAGUGGGACGAGGACUGAGCAGCCUAGAGAGAUGCUGAGGCUGGGGUGGUGGAAACAGGAUGGAGACCGGGGGCACGUGAUACCGGGCAGGGAGCAUCAGGAAGAGAAACACUAUCGGCUGGGAUAACCCAGCUGCAGAGCUGGGUGGGAGCAGCUUGACAGUAGUGGAGCCCCCUCCUUGUCCCGGUUCACCCCACGGAGGCCAGGAUUUGUCCCCAGAUGGGCUGCUGUGCCAUCCUGUCCCCCCCAGGUUGUGGAAAUGCUUUGACACCAGAGGCUGUGGGAAAAUGGGAGUCUUCCCUUGAAGCGGGGAGGGCUGAGAAACCUGGGCUCAUUUUGCCUGGCAUGGCUGGAGGCUGGAAGGGGGGUAGGGUGCAGCAAUGCGUCGGGUGGGCGGGAAUGGCCGGGAGGAGAAAGAGCAAUUUAUUGUGCAGGACAGUGUGCGUGGGCACGAGGAAAAUGGGAAUAAGCUCACCAUGACUACAUCCCCUCGGGGCUCCACAGAAACCCAGACCCGCAAGGUCCCCUGCUUUGAAGAAACAAGGGCAAGCUAUAAACUGCCUUUAAGUUCUUGAUCAGCAGAGACUCGCAUGAUGUUGCAGCUUGGUCCAGCAUCAGGAGACCUCUCCUUUCCUGCAGCCCUAGCAAUGCAUGGCAGGAGCAGUAAGCCUUGCUGCUUGUGGUCUUUCCUUGCCAUAGUUUGUCCAUUUAGGGCCUGCCUCCCUGUCAGAACAGGAGACAGAUGGGUGGCAUCUAUGAUGCGGUGACCUCCUGAAGUCGUGGUGAUGGAGGAGGCUCCUGGGCUCCUGAGAAUCGACUCUUGGUCACUUGCAGAGAAGGACAGGAGCUCUCAUCAUUGCAUAGUUGAAAGCCUGGAGGAGUUGCAGGUUGCCUCAUCGCAACACAGAGUGUGGUGGGAUAACUCCUACAAAUGAAUAUUUAUAUAGAUAGGCACUUGCUUCAGUAGAGAUGGGGUGGGAGGGAUUUCACGGGUUGCCUGUGCUUCUCAAGGUCUGGGCGGAGAACUGGCAGGUGGGCGAAGGACAGAAAGGAGCAAGCCUAAUUUGUAGUAGCAAAGGAGUUUUGGGUGAAGCCUCCUAGAGUGAGGAUAAUGUGGUGGAGAUGGAGAAGGGGGUCAUGGGACCACCACGGCUGGCGAUUUCAAAUGGCUUAGCCAUCCCUUUUUUAGGAAGAAGGGAGAGACAGUUGGGCUGGGUCAGGCUCUUGGGCUGCGGGGGUCUCCUGGGGCUCCUUUUCCCCCACCUCCUCGGUGCUGUGAUCAUGCUGAGGAUGUUUGCACCCCUGUCCCCCUGCACACACUAGUGUGGGACCGGUCCUGGCCUCGCUGAGACCCACUUCCACCCCUCUGCCCUCCCAUCACCACAACUCAGUGCUCUAAAAAUUGCCGAGAGCUUCCGAAAGGAGGGUGCCAGGGGAAGUCGGGGCUGGCUUGCAUGUGGGUGAGGUUAUUCGCCCCGGGGCGGGCAGCAGCUUUCCAGCGCCGGCUUCCCCGAGCGGCACUCCUGUUUGCUCCCCACUGCAGCUGCCGGCAUUUCCCUGAGCUUCUCGCUGCACCUUCCUCCGCCGAAACCGCUUCGGAGAGAUUUUUCCGGGGCUGGGACAGGCGGGUGUUCUCGCCGGCAGCCAGCGGCAGAGGCUGCCGCGGCAGCCAGAAGCGGCUUGGAUCCUUCCCGAGGAAGGCAGGCAGCCGGGAGCCGGGGGGCCAGAGGAUGUUCGCCACGGUCCCCAGCCACAGGGAUGCAGGGUUGCUAGGAGGCAGGUGAAGGUGAAGAGGAGAGCGCUGCGGAGGACCGCAGGCCCAGAUCCGCAUGUCAGACCAGAACAGCACUGACGAUGGGGAGUCAGACCCCCAGCACAGCCUGUCUAUGGUCUUCCUCCUCGUCCUCGUCUUCUUCAUCAUGGGGCUGGUGGGUUUCCUGAUCUGCCAUGUCCUGAAGAAGAAGGGUUACCGGUGCCGGACUUUCCGGGACGAGCUCGACCCAGAUAACAAAGACGUGCUGGCGGAGCUCCAGGCCAAUGAAGAGGAGGAGCUGAAUGAGGACACCGUGGAGAAGAUUGUGAGAUGCAUCAUACAAAAUGAAGCAAAUGCAGAGGCCCUCAAGGAGAUGCUGGGAGACAAUGAAGGGGACAUCCCAGUGCCAGUGCCCAGCCUUUGUCCCCACCGUAACAGCCAGGAUGGGGGCCCACCACAUCACCACACAGUGCAUCUGGGCUCCACGCAGGCCCCCUGCAUCCACUGCAGCAAGAGGAAGAGGCACCCACUGCAUCGACAAGGACGGUCCAAGGAUGGCAAAGGCAGGAUGCAUCCUGGAGAGACUACUGUCUUCUCAGUGGGCAGGUUUCGUGUCACACACAUCGGGAAGAAACCCACUUUCCACGAGCAGCAGGACGGUCCCCUGCCAGGUGGCAGCCGGGAGCCGAGCACGGAGGAGCUGGAGCACAGCAGCGACCGGCUCCAGCGCGAGCGGGCUCGCAAUGGGACUGUCCCCAUGGGUGGCCUGCAGAACGGAGCCGUCCAGAAGGGUACCCAGAGCAGCAAGGGUGGGGAGCAGAGCCGCUCCACCACUCCAGCCCCGAACACACCAGCCAGCUCCGGCACUCGUGACAGCAGACGGGCGGGCAAGGGGUCUGGCGUGGCAGGCUCCCUGCAGGAUGCUGGCACUGCUCCUGGGAGCGCGAGCCGCCAGCGGAAGCUCCUGAGCCAUCGGGUGCUGGGAGGGUCGAGUCCCAGCAUCCCAGGAGAGCUGGUGCAGGAAGGAGCCAGCAUCUGCUUGGAGGAGACCGGACUGGGGUCGGCAGAUGAAGUGUCGGAUAUUCAUGGGAGCCUGAGUCUGCACGAACAGGCUGAUGAGUUGGGAAGAGACGACAGCAGCAGAAAACAGCCCGGAGUGGAAGACAUGGGGCAGCAGGAGCCCAGCGCCGCGGUGCACAACCGAGGAGCAACCGUGUGACCUCCUCUCCGCUCCCGUCUGGAGCAUGGACGGGAGGCGCGCAGCCCCCGGCCCCCAUGCUGGGCUGGGGGCUCUGCCAUGGGGAGACCGCAGGGCAGCCGGCCCCGGCCCCGGGUGGGCAGCUACGCGCUUGGCAUGGCCGGAGCGACGCGCCGACGUUACAGACAACCGCACUCGGCGCCAGACCUCAUCCCAUUGGCAAUAGGUACCCAACUCCCACCCACCGCACCCGCCCCGGAGACCCCCCCCGGGGGACCGUCAGGCCUGGCAGGGGCAGGACAGCACCCAGUCCCUGCUGCCCACCCAGCCCCUGCAGCCCCCCGGCGCUGGGGGGAAGAUGCAUCAGAGGGGGCUGCAGCGAGGGGCAGGGAUGGAGGCAGCGGCUCAAGCCCCCCUGGGGCAGGGGGCAGCACCCCCCCACCCACCCGGCAUGUUCACUGCAGAGUUCAGCCCUCCAGGGCACCCCUACCACGCAGAGCGGUCUCAGGCACAAAUCCUGCACCGGCAAGGGACCCUGCAGGUCCCUGGGAGAUGCUGGCGGAGAGAGGAGCUUCCAGCCCUGUCCCGGCACAGGAGGGGCCAUAGCCCGGCCCUGGGGGCAGGAUUGCACCCCGGCCAGGCCAGCGGGCAGCCCCGGUGCCAGCGGCGAGCUUUGGUGUGUAACCGCACUGUACAUAGACAAGCUAAAACCAUUAAAGCUGCUGAACCCCU
Aquila chrysaetos chrysaetos is the source of this 4363-nucleotide messenger RNA. It is a transcript of the gene RELL2, whose product is annotated as RELT like 2. The transcript is spliced from 8 exons. The record is from RefSeq and is a predicted model, not a curated record. Lineage: Eukaryota; Metazoa; Chordata; Aves; Accipitriformes; Accipitridae. Bases 2510 to 3652 code for a protein of 380 amino acids. Gene Ontology annotation, biological process: positive regulation of p38MAPK cascade; positive regulation of cell-substrate adhesion.